Messenger RNA from Musa acuminata AAA Group (dessert banana), 1952 nucleotides. RefSeq names its product glucan endo-1,3-beta-glucosidase 8-like. Gene Ontology annotation, cellular component: plasma membrane. Gene Ontology annotation, molecular function: hydrolase activity, hydrolyzing O-glycosyl compounds. The transcript is spliced from 3 exons. Gene Ontology annotation, biological process: carbohydrate metabolic process. The record is from RefSeq and is a predicted model, not a curated record. Lineage: Eukaryota; Viridiplantae; Streptophyta; Magnoliopsida; Zingiberales; Musaceae. Bases 420 to 1952 code for a protein of 510 amino acids.
CCGUUUCAUGGCGCCUCCUCUCCCUCCUCUCCUGUCUCUGCUCUACUUCUGUUCGGUCUUCUCUUUCCUUUCUUUGCCUAACCCUCUCCCCCUUCUUACACCGACCUAGUUCGCGCCACAAGGAGGGAUAUUGCGCCGAUUUUAGCUUUAAGGGACUCGAUUUGGCCCUGUUCUUGAGGCGACAUUCCGGUUUCUAGUUGAUCCUUGGCGAUUCUUCGCCAUCCGCAGUACCGUCUGUGUUUACAGGACCUCCCACCUCGGAGAUCCGGGCGGUUUCCUUACCCAGGUCGGUGGUCCAUGAGUCUCAAAUCGGAGCCUCGUCCCAGAAUCCCCAGAAGAAUUUGAUUCUGGGGGCAAAAAAUUGUCUUUUUGGCUGGUGCUGGUUGAAUCCUGUGUGGUGGUUCUCGACUCGAAGCAGAAUGGCUACUGCUUGCCGGUUCUUGGCAUGUCUACUACUACUCGUCGCCCUCCGGACUUCCAUGGUGGAUGGCCUCGGGGUGAACUGGGGGACGAUGGCCACCCACCGGUUGCCGCCCAAAACCAUCGCGCAGCUCCUACAAGACAACGGCAUCAAGAAGGUCAAGAUAUUCGACGCGGAUCCGUCCUCCAUGAGCGCAUUGGCCGGGACAGGGAUCGAGGUGAUGAUCGCCAUCCCCAACGACAUGCUCGCGAAGAUGAACGACUACGACGCGGCCAAGCAGUGGGUGAAGAAGAACGUCACCCGCUACAACUUCAACGGCGGAGUUGACAUCAAAUACGUAGCAGUUGGUAAUGAACCCUUCUUGAAGUCAUACAACGAUUCCUUCACCAACAUCACCUUCCCGGCGCUGAAGAACAUCCAGAACGCUCUCAACGAAGCAGGAAUAGGAGACGCCAUCAAAGCCACCGUCCCCCUCAACGCUGACGUCUACGACUCACCGGCGAGCAACCCGGUGCCGUCGGCCGGAGACUUCCGAGCUGAUAUCCGUGACCUAAUGGCGCAGAUCGUCGAGUUCUUCAGCCUCAAUGGUGCGCCCUUCACCGUCAACAUAUACCCAUUCCUGAGCCUGUACGAGAACAGCGACUUCCCCAUCGACUUCGCCUUCUUCGACGGCACCAGCGCUCCCGUUGUCGACAACGGGGUGGCGUACACCAACGUGUUCGACGCCAACUUCGACACGCUGGUCUCGGCUCUGAAGAAGGCCGGCUUCGGCGAUCUGCCUAUCGUGGUGGGGGAGGUCGGCUGGCCUACGGACGGCGACGUGAACGCCAAUGUGGCCAUGGCGGAGAGGUUCUUCGGUGGCCUCCUGAAGCGCCUUGCAGCCAAGAGCGGGACGCCGCUACGGCCGAACAUGGAGAUGCAGGUGUACUUGUUCGGCCUCGUCGACGAGGACGCAAAGAGCGUGGCGCCCGGGAACUUCGAGCGCCACUGGGGGCUCUUCACCUACGACGGACGGCCAAAGUUCGCCGUCGAUUUCUCCGGGAAGGGACAGAACGGGAUGCCGGUGGGAGCGAAGGGCGUGCGGUACCUGCCGACGAGGUGGUGUGCGUUGAAUCCGGCCGCCACGGACCUCGGCAAGCUCGCCGACAACGUCAACUUCGCCUGCACGUACGCGGAUUGCACCGCCCUCGGCGGCGGGUGCUCCUGCGAUGCGCUCGACGCUUCAGGGAAAGCUUCGUAUGCCUUCAACGCGUACUUCCAAGCUCAGAGCCAGAACGGGGAGAGCUGCUAUUUCCAAGGACUCGCCAUGGUGACGACGCAGAAUAUCUCGCAGGGCUCCUGCAACUUCACGAUUCAGAUCGCAUCUUCCGCCGCUUCGACCUCUCGCCGGGCGCGGCUGGUGGUGCUUUUGUUGGCGAUUGCCGCCGGGCUCUUGAUGUUCAUGGGAGAUGCCUCCUUCGAUGAAGGGGAGGACACAACCUCCUCUGCCCUUGGAUUCUCCAAAGAUGGAGUACAGACCUCAAUCGACUGA